Molecule: messenger RNA, 1339 nt
Organism: Hordeum vulgare subsp. vulgare (domesticated barley)
Lineage: Eukaryota; Viridiplantae; Streptophyta; Magnoliopsida; Poales; Poaceae
Product: probable 6-phosphogluconolactonase 2
Exons: 4
Coding region: 184-1029 (281 amino acids)
Biological process (GO): carbohydrate metabolic process; pentose-phosphate shunt
Molecular function (GO): 6-phosphogluconolactonase activity
Source: RefSeq, a predicted model, not a curated record
UAGGAGUAGGUUUCGCCCUGCCCUGCUCCUCCUUUUAUACCCCCUCGUCUGUUUCUUGCGGUUCUGGGAGGAGAAGACAGCAGCGGCAGCAGGAGGUGGAGGAGCAGCGGGGCCAAGCAAAUGCGCGGCGCUGGAUUAUUUGGUGUAGCAAUAGCUCGAUAGAGUUCUAGGCUGAAGCAAACAAUGGAGAGGGAAAUGACUGCCUCAUAUGAGCCAAAACUGAAUAGUGAAAUACGGAUUUUUGAGAGUUCAGAUGAGAUAGUAACAGAUCUAGCUGAGUAUAUCUCCCAAGUUUCAGAAAUCUCUGUUAAAGAAAGGGGAUACUUCGCUAUUGCACUGUCUGGAGGGCCCCUUGUCAGUUUUUUGGGGAAACUCUGUGAAGCGCCAUACAACAAGACACUGGAUUGGUCUAAAUGGUACGUAUUCUGGUCUGAUGAACGUGCUGUAGCGAAGAACCAUGCAGACAGUAACUAUAAGUUAACAAAAGAAGGAUUUCUAUCGAAGGUACCUAUUCUGAGUGGCCAUGUCUACUCCAUAAACGACAACGCCACGGUGGAGGACGCAGCGACGGACUACGAAUUUGACAUCAGGCAGCUGGUCAAGGUCCGCACCGUAGGAGUCUCGGAGAGCACCGACUGCCCCAAGUUUGAUCUCAUCCUCCUUGGCAUGGGCUCCGACGGGCAUGUGGCCUCAUUGUUCCCCAACCACCAAGCCCUCGAACUGAAAGACGACUGGGUCACCUACAUCACGGACUCCCCACAGCCUCCACCCGAGAGGAUCACCUUCACCCUCCCUGUAAUAAACUCGGCAUCAAACAUAGCGAUCCUAGCGACGGGCAUCGACAAGGCAAACGCAGUGCAUUUAGCUGUGUCUGACAGCAGCGACGGCCCAGACGCCCUCACAUCCCUGCCUGCCAGGAUGGUCCAGCCAACGGACGGGAAGCUGGUGUGGUUUCUGGACAAGGCGGCCGCCUCAUCGCUCGAGGCGCUGUCGGACGACGCCUACGAGCAGCAGCAUCGUGAGUACUAACUCAGAACAGAGUGGAGAUCCUUUUGCUGUGAAAAGGUGUGUAAGUACGUAGGUGGUGAGUCAUAUGCUGGAAGAAGGUUAGCUCUCGAUCGACGCCUUUAGUCCUCUUCGUGUGUUAGUCCAAAGGAUGGUUCGUUCCAGGAAAUCGGAAGAACGUUUGGUUUUGGCGGACGGAGAUGGUUUUGUGCGGCAUUGACGACGUUUAUGCGGGGCGUUGUGGCCUCGGAGAUGAGAACAUUAAGACCUGAAUUAUGGCCGGUUAUGCUACUGUGAACCCAUUCUCUUCUAUCUACUAGCUAAGAUUAGAUUA